AUGACGUCCAAGCAACGUCCUUCCGUCCUGGUUACGGACGCGAGACAAAGGCCAUCUCAGAGAAAGGCUCUUCAACGACAGGAUACCGCCCAAGGCGCCCCUGGUUCGCACGCGCCAAUGCGAUUCAUGACCGUGGAUAAUGUUCUUCAGUACAAUUCGCAGAUCCCAUCAGGCCAGCCACGCGGUCCCCCUCUACCAUCCGCUCCCCCGGGACGCCAUCCAGGCCCUUCAGGUAGUGCGCUUAGUCGCCGGGUCUCUUCUGGCGGUCUACCGAAUGCCCAAUCUCGUACUGGCCAGCAAAUACCUUCCAGAACGACCAAGAUAAGCGAGAAACUGGUCCUCCUUCCGGAAACAGACGACAAUGACGACGACGUCGAUGAGGAAAUUGAGAGCGAAUCGGUACUCGCGCGGCUCGUACACAAUGACGAGAAUCGCCCGCUUAAAGAUGAAGAGCUGGAUGUUCUUAAGAAACGGGGUGGAAUUCGCGGCAAGAGUUUUGCUGAGAGGCUGUCCAAGAUGCAAAGAACAGAUAAGGUCAGCAGAUUGACAGCCUACUGCACUGCGCAGGCCUACAAGAUCAAACCUACUGCCGAGUUCCUGCGAGAGAGACAUGAGGCCAAGACGAAGAUCUACGACGAUUGUCUCUACGUCAUUUAUGCCCUGCCGUUGCUCAACGGGACCGAUGGCUACCGUGUACGAAGUCGACCUAUUCUAAAGACCCCCGGAACCGGCAAGACGGUGCUCGAUCUAGAGAUUGAGCGUAGCGAGCAACGCGACCACCACGAGGGAUACUUUGAGGACGAUGCGUACGAGCAUCCUAGCCCUGACCGUGGCCAUGAAAUGCCAUCACACUUUACCGAACGUCCAUCGACUCCCGAACGCAGCAACCCCUUCCGCCAUGACGAUGACGACACCUCAAUGAAUCGCCUUGCUCCUGACGCAAAGAAAUUCGCGGAGAUGUUCGUCUACUCAUACGGAGUAGUUGUCUUCUGGAACUUCACCGAGAAUCAAGAGAAGGAUAUCCUUGCCGAUAUGACUUUUGCCGAUGCUGAUGCCGAAGAGAACGGUGCCACUAGCCUUCUCACUCGACCUCUCGACCAGGAAGACUACGAGACGGAGGAGUUCCACUUUGAAUACAGCGCCGACAUAAAGCGUCCACGUAUCUUCAACGAUAUGAUCACUCUGCUGCCGCGGUCUGACCACAUGAUCAAGCUCACAAUCAGUCAUGCCAUUGCCCAGAGCACGCGCUUGUGUUCCUUUGAGGAGCGUAUGAGUGAGACCAUGUUAGAUGCGCAGCAUAUUCCUAAGACGCUCGCUCUGACAGGAGAGCUCAACAUGACCCGCACUGAAAUUGUCCGUAUGCUUGGCAAGCUCUUCAAGAGCCGUGUCGAUAUCAAUCUUUCAUCUAACAUUCUCGAUGUUCCCAACUUCUUUUGGGAGUCUGAGCCAACUCUACAUCCCCUCUACGCCGCCAUUCGUGAAUAUCUUGAGAUCGACCCUCGUAUCAAGGUUCUCAACGAGCGAUGCCGUGUCUUCCUUGAUCUUGCUGAAAUUCUCUCCGAUUCCGUGGCCGACACAAAGAUGAGUUACAUUACAUGGAUUAUCAUCAUUCUCAUCAUAGUGAGUAUCAUGGUCACUGUAACAGAAGUGGGCAUCCGUUUCGGCAUGCUCAGCAAGGCCAAGGGCACAAGUAUCAACCGUGUCGUUACGGCGCCUGUGCUAGGUGACAGCUUGGAUAGACCUGCGCUCCCGCCCAGUGAUCUCGAAGUACUGGCGGAGACGCUGGGACUACAAGCCAAUGCAUCAUUUGACGAUAUUCGGCAGGGUAUCUGGGCCCUUCAGAAAAAAAAGAUCCCUGAUGCUGCGAUCAUGCGCACUUCGUCAUAUGAGGAUAUUUGA
This is a messenger RNA of Fusarium sp. VM40, 1899 nucleotides long. The record is from the annotation of a GenBank genome assembly. Lineage: Eukaryota; Fungi; Ascomycota; Sordariomycetes; Hypocreales; Nectriaceae.